Molecule: messenger RNA, 489 nt
Organism: Colletotrichum orchidophilum
Lineage: Eukaryota; Fungi; Ascomycota; Sordariomycetes; Glomerellales; Glomerellaceae
Exons: 2
Coding region: 1-489 (162 amino acids)
Source: RefSeq, a predicted model, not a curated record
AUGACGGCACCCAAGAACGAAACACCACCCAACGACAAGGGACCCUCGACCACCACCCCGACGGGGGAGGGGCCCCUUCGGCAGCGGUUCGCACCGGAUACCCAGAAACCAGUGGCCCAGAUUGCGGAUCCCUUUGUGCCUUUCCCUUGUUCCCCCCUGGUCCGCCUCAACUUGUCGCUGCCCGAGAUUGGGGUUCCUGUGUGCCCUUUGACGCGUCUUCAAGCUUCGAACCGGCUUCGAGAAAACGACGUCACCCCAGAGGCCUUUACCCAAUGGGAGCCCAACGAUGACUGCUUCCCCCGUCCUUAUUUCCGCCCCUUUGCGACUGUGACUUGCUGGCCGCUUGUCUACCGCCUCGUUACCAGCCAGUCGCUGUCCAACGCUUCGUUGCCAGAGGCGCUCGACGAUAUCCCACGCUCUCCCACCAACGAUGUGGUCACCGCUGCACACAGUCACGACACUUCCACCAACGGCGUACCGAGUCAUUAA